Molecule: messenger RNA, 1884 nt
Organism: Pararge aegeria (speckled wood butterfly)
Lineage: Eukaryota; Metazoa; Arthropoda; Insecta; Lepidoptera; Nymphalidae
Product: cytochrome P450 6a2-like
Exons: 2
Coding region: 323-1801 (492 amino acids)
Molecular function (GO): iron ion binding; oxidoreductase activity, acting on paired donors, with incorporation or reduction of molecular oxygen; heme binding
Source: RefSeq, a predicted model, not a curated record
GUCCUAAUAGGAUCCAUUCACAAUGUGAAAAAACGCCCUUAGAGUGGGCAUGAAGGUAUAUGCAAGUCACGGACUUGGUACGUCAACAUGUAUGACCUUGAAGCUACGCGUAGAGCUUAUCUUGACGCUCGCCAGCGAUACUGUUCAUUCGAUUACUGACCGUCACCGCCGCUAGCGCCGUUCGCCACCACAUGAACUCAGUCGGGCACGCGUGCUGCUUUGUUUACCAUAAAAAACGCCGCGAAUAAUCAACAACAUUUCAGCGUAUAAACGUGGUUAAAUUUAUUAUUAGAUGCAGAAGUUUCUGCGACAAUAAGUGAAUAUGUGUGUUACUCUAAUAUUAUUAGUGAGUUUACUUUUGUUAGUGCUUUUACUUACAAUUUUUCACUAUACAACGAAGGGCAGGAGAUACUGGUAUUAUAAAAAGGUGCCAUAUAGAGAGCCAUGCCCCAUAUUCGGCAAUUUCGGCGCUACAUUAACAAUGCGUCAAAGUUAUGCAAAAACGCUUCAGUUUUUUUACGAUAAAUACAGAGACGAAAAAUAUGUAGGCAUUUUUCAAGCGAGACGACCAGCUUUAUUGUUAAUAGAUUUGGAUAUAGUGAAGGCAGUUCUAUCAAAGGAUUUUAACAAUUUUAGCGAUCGGAUAUCCGUUGGAACAGACACACAACGGGAACCACUUCUACGAAACCUGGCUAACAUGAGUGGCUCCGAAUGGCAAGAGAUGCGGCAUAUUGUUACUCCGACAUUUUCUUCGGCUAAGAUGAAAGCUAUGUUUCCUUUAAUCGCUGAUUGUGCAAAAACGUUGAAAGCUGUUCUUAUUCAGGAAUCGGGAGUGGACAUUGAAGUACCAAACUUAAUGUGCCGAUUUACGACUGAUAUCAUAGGCAGCUGUGCAUUUGGAGUUGAUCCAGGGUCUUUAAAGAAUAAACAGUCACCCUUUCUAAUAAUGUCCCAGAAAAUGUUUAAGGCUGAUCGUUCUACAAUAUUAAAGCGUUAUUGUCGCGCAUUCUGUCCACGCCUCUUCAAGUUCCUGAAUCUUAGAACUUACUCAUAUAAUGUUGAAGUUUUUUUUACUGAUAUUAUCAAUCAAGUGCUAACCGAUAGGCGUGCAACUGGUACACAGCGGAGUGAUUUUCUGCAGCUAAUGUUAAAUGUGCAAAAAACUGAAACAGGGUUUCCUAUGACUGAUGAAUUAAUAACGUCUAAUUCCUUUAUUUUUAUGUUGGCCGGGCUAGAAACAUCGGCAACGACAUUAUCGUUUUGUUUAUACGAAUUGGCAAGAAAUGUCGAUCUGCAAAACAGAUUGAGGACUGAAAUAAAGGAAAGUUUGGAACGUUACAAUGGUUUAAACUAUGAAGCAGUAUGCACGAUGCGUUUAGCAGCUCAGACAUAUUUGGAGACUCUAAGACUGCACCCUCCGACGCCUCUAACUUCACGGCUCUGCACAGUACCAUGCGCACUGCCUGGCACGGAUCUAAACAUGAAAGCUCGCGAAGCAGUUAUUAUACCUGUUCACUGCAUUCAGACAGAUUCGAAAUAUUUUCCAAAUCCAAAUAAAUUUGAUCCCGACAGAUUCAGAGAUGAUUUGAAUCCGAAAGGAUUCAUCGCUUUUGGAGAUGGACCAAGAAGUUGCCCAGGGGCCCGAUAUGCUCAACUGAUGGUUGUAGCUGGUCUGGCAACUAUACUUGACAAUUUUUUCGUGGAACCAUGCGCCAGAACCACUCCCACCAUACACUACGAUCCGAGAAGCGUGAUGCUUAAAAACAAAGGAAGCAUUUGGCUUAGAUUUAGGCCUCUAUGAUUAUAUACUUUAAGCAACUCAUCCUAUUGGCGGUCCCAUUGACUGUUGGACACUACUGUGACUAUUUAAACUUAUUAUUUAUA